Messenger RNA from Charadrius vociferus (killdeer), 1916 nucleotides. RefSeq names its product C-x(9)-C motif containing 4 (gene CMC4). The record is from RefSeq and is a predicted model, not a curated record. The transcript has 7 exons. Lineage: Eukaryota; Metazoa; Chordata; Aves; Charadriiformes; Charadriidae. The coding region runs from base 394 to 621 and encodes 75 amino acids. Gene Ontology annotation, cellular component: mitochondrial intermembrane space.
CACCGCAAAACGUGGCUUGUGGCUGCGGAAGAGGAGGAAGGUAUGCUGAGGGCUCGGAUCCAAAGAGUUCAGGUUCCCCUGGGUGAGGCGCUGCGACCCAGCCAGCUCCCCCCAUCCCGGCUGCCUCAUAUGUGGCAGCUGUCCCAGGCUUGGUGGUGUUGAAGAACUGCUGCUUAAACUCGUGCCUGGUGAUUAAUCUGGAGCAGUGGCUCUAGGAAGAUGUCGUUGUAUAUUUUGUACAAUAAAUGAUUCUCUCUCCACUGAAAUGCAGCCACCUCUGAGGUGGAAGCAGUUAAACAACACACAGCAACAUCACACAAGAGUGUAGGACAGGCAGUGAAGAGGAGUAUUGUGUCCAAGUGAAACAUCAGGGGGAGUUCUAGUUCUCUGAACAUGUCCCAGAAGGAUCCCUGCCAGAAACAAGCCUGUGAAAUACAGAAAUGCUUGCAAGUGAACAACUACAUGGAGUCUAUGUGUGAAACCGUGCUUCAGGAAAUGCGGAAGUGCUGCGCCCGGUACCCCAAGGGCAGAUCCGUCUGUUGUUCAGGGUUUGAGAAAGAAGAAAGGGAGAGAGAAAAGUUUAAGGCGACUUCAGAAGGAAUUCCCCCACCACCUCAGUAACACAAUGCAGCUCCAGCAGGUACCGGAGCACGGACUCACCUGCAGAGCUCGUGUGUGUUUUUUCAAGCCUUCUUUAGACUUUCAGGAAAGCCAGAUCGCUCCUAGAACACACCAUCCGGCACACCAAAAAGUAUACCGCGGUACACCAACAGAUGGCCUGGUUAACAGACUUUAUUUUCUGUACCAAAACAUCAUCUACAUUGUCUUUGCAUCGCACCUGUGUCUGUGAAAAGUCAACUUGAUGUUUUUAGAAUGCUUACCUUACUCUAAUCCAUCCUUGCGCUCAAAACAGAGAACUGGAACCAAGUUAUUCUGGCAUAUGGAGCGGGAGGUACAGGAAAUGAGCUCAGAAGAGUGAGUGAGUUUAAGCGUGACAUAUGAAACAAGCCCAUUUUGACACAGCAAAGGUAUUGCUGCCAUCAUGCAGUAGUUCCAGACAACAUUUGCCUGUCCAGUGGUUCAAGCUCAAGAAUGGGAAUCAGGUCUGGGGAUUGUUCCUAGGUCUUGCAUAGAUCACGAGUGACUACAAGUCACUUUGCCUAAGUGCCUCACUUUCCCACUGGACAGACUUUUGGUUACUUUAUAUUUGAAUUGCCUACACGCUGCUAUUUGCAUGACAAAGAUGUUACAGGAACAUUAUUUCAGGGAUUGCUACAGGAAUAGGAUUUUUUUUAAAAAAGCAAUAUUCAUUUGAGAGAUCUGACUGUUGAUAUAAAAUUUAUAAAUUUAUGUAUAAUUGAACACCUUUAAGCAAUAUGUUACGAACCCAGCGUAAUUCAACCCGCUGGCACCCAGAGGCCUGUCACAAAGCCCUGGGCUAGAUCCAAGAACUGAUUUAGGUGCUGCUUACAGAACAAGCAGUUGUAGGUACUUGCUUUCAACACAGUAUUUCAGACUCACUCACAACCCGGCUGUGUCUGGACCCCAGGAGGAGAUGGCUUUUCAGAAGUUCUCACGCGUGCAGCAGAAUUUCCUGUGACCUGUAGGAAGAGCUCGGUAGACAGGUUCCUGCAUCACCCUUCAGAGCUGCCUAAGUCUCUCCAUCCCCUGUAGCAGGAGUCCAGGCACCUAAAUACCAGACUUCAAACCCACUAGGCCCCUAACUCCGUCAUUAGAUCUAGCCGUAAAGGACUUUUGUGCUGUGAUCAAGUACAACUUACUUAUGAAAUACAGCUUCUAUAAACAGACCACUGUAGUCUAGGCACAAUAGUUGAGUGUAUUGAAGCCUAGAAGAGCAAACCAUCUGUAUUCACUGCUCUGAAAUACCAUGAUACAAAAUAAAUGACUGGAACAAA